AUGAGCAGUGAUCCUCAAACUGGAACAAGCACUAACCGGGCAAAUACACUUCAAAUUCCCAAUGUAGGAAUUGAAGAGACAGGAGAACUAUCACCAUCUUUAAUAACGGCAAUUAAUCACCUUUCAAUUGAGAAUUCUGACGAUGAAUCGUCUUCUGAUGAUUUAGAAGAAGACUCGGACACUUUAAGGAAUGAGUCGUCUUAUGCGAAUUCUGCAUUUGAUGAAUCCACUACUACAUUAUCCCAACCUGUUGGUCCUGCAGAACAUUUAAGGGCUUUAAUUAUAAAUAGACCAACCGCUCAAAUGAUCACAACUUUUAGAUUACAAAAAACGCGAGAAGAAAUGACCCAGGAAGAAGUAGUUAAAUUCGUAUUGAAUCCUGUUCCGCAAGGUCAAAAAGUUCUUUGCAAAAUAACUCGUAGUAAAGAUGGUUUUGGAAAAUUGUAUCCUCAGUACGAACUUUCUAUUGAAGAUACGUCAGAAAAUGGGGAAGAGACAAAAAUAUUUCUUCUUGCUGCUAGAAAAAGAAAAAAGAGUAAAAGCUCUCAUUAUGUCAUAACAACAGAUCGACUUAGCGCAAAUGUCUCGUCUGAUAAUAUUGUAGGAAAGGUCAGAUCUAAUUUCUUGGGUACAGCUUUUGCUAUAUAUUCAAAUGGGAGAAAUCCAUUUAAACGUGAACCCGAAUCAACAGCUUUGCCUAUUCGAGAAGAAUUGGGAGCAGUUGUUUAUGAUCCUAAUAUCCUUGGGUUUAAAGGACCCAGGAAAAUGACUGUCUUAUUAAUAGGUAUGACGAAGCAUGGUGCAAGACCGGUAUUUAGACCGGAGACGGAUGCAGAAACAUUGAUUGGAAAGUUCAAAAAUGGAGAACAUCGAGAUAUUUUGGUAUUGCAUAAUAAAUCUCCACAAUGGAAUGAAGAAACACAGUCAUAUGUUUUAAAUUUCAGUGGAAGGGUUACUUUGGCCUCAGUGAAAAACUUUCAAAUUGUACACGACAAUGAUUUGGAUUAUAUCAUAAUGCAAUUUGGACGCGUUGAAGAAGAUACAUUUACGAUGGACUUUAUGUAUCCGAUGUGUCCUCUCCAAGCGUUUGCUAUCGCUUUAACAAGUUUUGAUGCGAAAUUGGCUUGUGAAUAA
Funneliformis caledonium is the source of this 1134-nucleotide messenger RNA. NCBI's taxonomy places the organism in Eukaryota, Fungi, Glomeromycota, Glomeromycetes, Glomerales, Glomeraceae. The record is from the annotation of a GenBank genome assembly.